UCUGCGGCGCUGCUGCUCCUCGUCGUUCUGAUAUGCUGCGGCGGUGAAGCUGUGCACGCUGAGGGGAACAAACCAAAGGAAGCGCAACUGCCGCAGAGUGUUGAACUUUUCGUGCCAAAUAAGACGAAAGUGGAAGGACAAGCCGGAAGACAAACAAGAGACUUUUUCCUCGCACCUUCGCUCGCCAGUGCUGGUGGAGUCUUGGCCGCUUUUGCCGAAGGUCACAUCACCUUUACAGACUUCAAUGGUACAUCCGGAGGACUCCUUUUUUCUGAUGUUGUGGCGGGGUACAUUAACGCUGCGGAGAGCUGGGCGUCUCUUGUCGCUGCGGUCGACGCAAACCAGUGGAAGGCAUACAGCAUCUUCAGCAGAGCCAGUCAAGUGGAUCAUGUAGGUCGUGCGUUCUACCCCACCACAGUUGCAAAGAACAACAAAGUCUUUCUUCUUGUGGGAAGCCACUAUUUGAUCUACAACAGUACUGGCUCAACGUGGACGAAAGGUGACUGGAGUCUUGCUUUGCUGGUGGGUGAGCCCACGCAAGGCAAACAGAUCCAGUGGGGCCAGCCCCAACAGCUGCUGCCACAGAUCGCCCAAUCCGCUCAAGCGAACCAACUGGAUGAGUUUUCUGGUGCUGGUGGCUCAGGCGUUGCGAUGGCGAGUGGCGCGCUUGUGUUUCCUGUGGUGGCAACUCAACGAGGGUCCUCCCUUGUCUCCACGAUCAUCUACUCGACGGACGAGGGCCAACACUGGGUGCUCCCGAAGGGGAUGCUCCCUGGGCAGUGCGCUUCACCCCUCCUCGCCGAGUGGGAGGCGGGGCAGCUUCUCAUGAUUGCCGAUUGUGUGUUUGGCCGCAGGGUGUUCGAGUCGAGGGACAUGGGGGCAACGUGGGCGGAGACUGUCAGGGCACUCUCGCGCGUGCGGGGUGAUUUCAGAUCAGACCCUUUGCAACGGGGCCGGCGUGUGGGAUCCCUCACCACCGCGACGAUUGCUGGAACGAGGCUCAUGCUGUACACCCAGAAAGAGUACCCGCUCGGGGCGACGACGGAUACGGAGGCAAAGGAUCUUUUUCUUUGGGCCACCGACAACAACCGGACGUUUCGCGUCGGGCCCAUUUCCAUGGACGCUGAAGAGGUGAGUACUUUCGCCCACGCCCUGCUGUACUCGAACGACAAACUGCACUUUUUGCAGGAGAGGGGCAACGAAACGAGCAAUAGUCUGGGUUUUGCUCCUCUGACGGAGGAGCUGAAGACAAUCACCUCCGUCUUGGACACUUGGGCGGAGCUGGACUCCGACUUCUCCAAGUCGUCUGUGCCCACGGCCGGCCUGGUUGGAUUCCUGUCGGAUGCAUCGAGUGAUGCAACGUGGGACGACGCGUACCGCUGCCUGAACGCAGUUGUGAAAAAUGCAAAGAAGGUCAAAAAUGGCUUUGAGUUCACUGGGGCCGAGUCCUACGCCUUUUGGCCCGUGAACAUGUGGCAGUAUGGUAACUUGUACGACUUUGUGAAUUACGAGUUCACGCUUGUGGCGACGGUGACCAUCCAUCAGGCUCCGAAGGAGAGCGCGCCCCUGCUGGGUGCGAGUCUGGAGGCCCGUGGCGGCACGAAGUUCGUGGGGCUGGCGUACACUGCGACGAAGAAGUGGGAGACGGUCUUAAACGGCACGGCAACAGCACCCAACGGCAAUUGGGAGCCGGGGAAGAAGUACCAAGUGGCGCUUAUGCUGCAGGGCAACAAGGCCUCCGUGUACGUGGACGGCGAGCUCGUGGGGAGCUCCGACGCGCUGCCAACACCCGGGGCACGGGGUUACGAAAUCUCACACUUCUACUUUGGAGACGAAGAAGGCGGCAACGACAGAGGCGGCAGUGUGACGGUGACGGACGUUCUUUUGUACAAUCGCCGGCUAAGUGCCACGGAACUCAACAAGGUCGAGAGCGCCGACGUACCGGGGAAAGCCGUGAACGACAGAUCCGGUGCAUCAGGCAACGUUGCAGGCACAAGAUCGUCGUCAUCUGAGAAGGCUGCCGGCGGAAGCUCGGCGUCAUCUGAGAAGGUUCCAGGCGGAAGCUCGGCGUCAUCCGAGAAGGUUCCAGCCGGAAGCUCGGCGUCGUCUGAGAAGGUUCCAGCCGGAAGCUCGUCGUCAUCUGAGAAGGCUGCGGGCGGAAGCUCGUCGUCAUCUGAGAAGGCUGCAGUCGGAAGC
Messenger RNA from Trypanosoma conorhini, 2196 nucleotides. RefSeq names its product group II trans-sialidase superfamily. The record is from RefSeq and is a predicted model, not a curated record. Gene Ontology annotation, biological process: oligosaccharide catabolic process; ganglioside catabolic process. The annotation marks the transcript as partial. Gene Ontology annotation, cellular component: membrane; intracellular membrane-bounded organelle; cytoplasm. NCBI's taxonomy places the organism in Eukaryota, Euglenozoa, Kinetoplastea, Trypanosomatida, Trypanosomatidae. Gene Ontology annotation, molecular function: exo-alpha-sialidase activity. The transcript has a single exon.